Molecule: messenger RNA, 3418 nt
Organism: Triticum urartu
Lineage: Eukaryota; Viridiplantae; Streptophyta; Magnoliopsida; Poales; Poaceae
Product: serine/threonine-protein kinase Nek4
Biological process (GO): microtubule-based process; protein phosphorylation
Cellular component (GO): cortical microtubule
Molecular function (GO): ATP binding; protein serine/threonine kinase activity
Source: RefSeq, a predicted model, not a curated record
CAAGCUAAGCAAAGCCACGGAGCAAACUCGUUCGCCUUCAACCAACACCGUCACGCCGCAUCAAAGGCUCCAUCCACCAAAACAUUAACAAAUCACAGCCGAGGCGACCGCCAGCGAGGAGUGUGCCCCCCGCCGAAGCCGCAGGCGCACGAGCUCCAGCCGCGCGAGCCGGCCAGCGAGGCCGGCCGGAGAUCCCCUCCGGCGCCGCCGCCCGCCGGCCAAUGCAGCCGGACUGCCCCGCGGACCUGGUGGUGAGGAUGCGCAGGCGUUUGAACCGCAGCAUGGGCACGGCAGGAGGAAUUUGAUUCCUAAUCAGAGGCGACUUGCUGCAGUGAAAGGCUGUGAUUGUUUUCUGUAAUGGAGUCUCGGAUGGACCAGUACGAGAUCAUGGAGCAGAUUGGGCGCGGCGCCUUCGGCGCCGCCAUCCUUGUGAAUCACAAGAUCGAGAAGAAGAAGUAUGUGCUGAAGAAAAUCCGCCUUGCCAGGCAGACGGAGCGCUGCCGCAAGUCCGCUCAUCAAGAGAUGGCUCUGAUUGCUCGACUACAACAUCCUUACAUCGUAGAGUUCAAAGAGGCCUGGGUUGAGAAGGGUUGCUAUGUCUGCAUCAUCACGGGCUACUGCGAAGGGGGGGAUGUGGAUGAGCUGAUGAAGAAGUUAAAUGGUACUUACUUUCCUGAGGAGAAAUUGCUGAAAUGGUUCGCACAGUUGGUAUUGGCUGUUGACUACUUGCAUUCGAACUAUGUGUUGCAUCGUGAUCUGAAGUGCUCCAACAUAUUUCUCACCAAAGAUCAUGAUAUACGCCUUGGAGAUUUUGGCCUAGCCAAGACUCUGAAGGAAGAUGAUUUAACUUCUUCAGUCGUCGGAACACCGAAUUACAUGUGCCCGGAGCUGCUUACAGACAUUCCCUAUGGAUUCAAGUCGGACAUUUGGUCGCUUGGAUGCUGUAUGUAUGAGAUGGCGGCCCAUCGACCUGCUUUCAAGGCUUUUGAUAUGGCUGGAUUGAUAAGUAAGAUAAAUAGGUCCGCGAUGGGUCCCUUGCCUACCUGCUACUCCUCUUCUAUGAAAUCUCUUAUCAAAAUUAUGUUGCGGAAGAAUCCUGAGCAUCGACCUACUGCAUCGGAGAUUCUGAAGAACCCAUAUCUGCAGCCUUAUGUUGAUCAAUGUCGUGCUCUUUAUGAUGCUUCAAAUACCAUGCGAACACCACCGAAAUCAUUGUCCACUUCACGGAGCAGUCAGAGAAGCAUGUCUGAAAGCCAAAGCAGCAGCAUGUCUAGUAGUGAUAUAGACAGCACACUAUCAAGUGACAGAAGCACAUCAGGUGGAGCUGCAAGUACUGACACCAAGGUCAUUGAUACUCGAAGCGUUCAUGAUGUGGAUCGAGAUAACUCAGAUGAGAAGUGGGCAACGCCAGAAGAUCUCAGAGGCAACAAAGACCUGAAAAGACAAGAUUCAUCUAAAUCCAUGGAUCAGCAUCACAGGGGUGAGACUAAGCAACCGAAAAUCAUUGAGAAGAUAAUGACAACCUUAAGAGAGGAGAGCAGGCUUAGAGAAAGCAGUACUCCGGCAAGAACUAGAGGCGUAAAGCCGAGUUCUGCAGUCAGUAGUAAGAAUGAAGCAGAGCAACCAUCAGAUACUUCAAGGUUUAACAACAAUGCUUCAUGCAGAUCAAGGUCUGGUGAUGAUUCAUCUCAUGGAUUGGUCAGUACCAACGAUGGAUGCGUGAAUUCAGUUCAAGCAUCACCACCCUCGAAGCAACUGUUACCUAUUGUGGAACACCGUUCAAAUAUCAAAACCGUUCGGUCAUCAACUCCUGAACCUGCCAAACAGGUCAUAGAAAAUGGUUCUGCAGUUUCAGCAAAGUCAAAAAUCAAGACCCCAACUAGUGCUACUAGACGGGCUAGCCCUCAGCGACGAGCGGGGGUAGGGACAACUGGCCUCCCAGCCACUGUGCAAAAAGGAGCUCAAACUAAGGCCAUGGUGGAGGGUGAGAAAAGUCCAUGCCAACCUACCCAUUCUCCAGAUACUACCCCUGGUGAUCUUCCACUUAUUGUAAGGCCAUCCAAAAUUCCUUCAGAAGGACUGAACAUCAUGCCAAACAACUCACAUGCAAAAUCUGCUCCCCGAGAAUUGUUUACUGUGGCAACUAAGGAAGACAUCAGUCCUUGCUCAAGUUCAACAGUUGGUUGUGUUGAAAAGAUCGACCAGUCUGAGCUAUCUGAACCUAACCCACCAGCCUGCUUGAUUUCAUCGCACACAAGCUCAGUGCCUGAUGCUGUUGCCACGGAAGACAAUGGCCUUACAGCCAUACCACGUUCAGAAAUUAGCAGAGACAAUUUGCAGAGGAGUGUGGUUAGUAAUGAUUCAAGCCUGAGCUCUGCUUUGGGUCCAUUCAUUCCAAGCUUUGAACAGGAGUUUGUUUGCAAGGAUGAUGUGCAAUCCAGUAAGCAUGGGCAGAAUAUGGCCACAUUCCAAAGUGGUGAGGAUAAAUUUACUGUCCAAGAGCUUCUCUCAUCGAUGCCACCAUACGGUUCUUCCGUUUCAACAGCAGAAGGUGCAAUGUUGGAGAAGGGACCCAAUUCUGUUCAGUCAAUGAAGAAACAAACAUCAAUGAAGAAAGAAACAGGUCCUCAUUUAAACCCACUGGUUGAUGAUGCCAUUCGGCAAAUCAAUCUCAAUGUCUGCAAUGAGCAGCCAACAUCAGAAAAUGGUCAAGGGGAAACUCAGAACAUGGAUGUCAGCAAACUUCUGAAUGUGGUAAGAGAAGAUCUGGAAGUAAGAAGCAGCUCAUGCUCAUUAAACUCACUGCCUUCUACACCUCUUCCCUCAGUUGCUUCCGAACAGCAUGUCUUGGGAAGCAAUGCUGCCUGCAAGAUACCAGCCAGCUCAGACACAGCAAGAUUAUCUAGUGCCAUCGUCGAUGUGAGAUCUUACAUCUCUGAGGCCAACAUCGUUGUCAAGGAGGAGACAUCCCCUGCUAAGGAAAUGCUCGACGUCACGUCAUUUAGGCAGCGGGCCGAGGCUCUUGAGGGGCUCCUUGAGCUCUCCGCGGACCUACUGGAAGACAACAGGUUGGAGGAGCUUGCCAUUGUUCUGAAGCCAUUCGGGAAGAUGAAGGUCUCCCCAAGAGAGACGGCAAUCUGGCUGGCCAGAAGCUUUAAAGGGAUGAUGAAUGACGAAGCAAGUCGCACGUCUAUGUGAGUAUCUGUAUCUUUGUAGCCCGGAGGGGCACUUUUUGCUUGCUCCCCCCUUGUGCUCCGAGCUUACCGAAACUCGCUUGGUUUUAUAACAGCGUGUGGUUUGUGUUGCCUGGUUUUUCCUUUUGAUUCAACCAUUCUUUGUGGCGUAUGUUGUACAUAGCCAAGACUUGUAAACAGAAUAAAUGUCCCUUCAGUACUGCAAAUGGUUUAACUUCUGCAUA